Messenger RNA from Triplophysa rosa, 1196 nucleotides. It is a transcript of the gene oaz1a, whose product is annotated as ornithine decarboxylase antizyme 1a. Gene Ontology annotation, molecular function: ornithine decarboxylase inhibitor activity. The record is from RefSeq and is a predicted model, not a curated record. Gene Ontology annotation, biological process: positive regulation of protein catabolic process. Lineage: Eukaryota; Metazoa; Chordata; Actinopteri; Cypriniformes; Nemacheilidae. Gene Ontology annotation, cellular component: cytoplasm; nucleus.
ACAGCGGGCCUACGAGCAGCUCACAACAGACGGAGCACGGCAAGAGGAGAAAUCGAGCCUUGACAUUGGCCGGAUGGUUAAAUCCAACCUCCAGACGAUCCUGAAUAGCCACUGUUUUGUCAGAGAAAAAGAGAGUAAUAUAUCCAAGAUGCCAGUGAUCGACCUGACCCUUAAUAAAUCCGAGAGUGAAAGUUCCCAUCGCUGUAGUAACCUGUGUCCAGGGCCUCUGUGGUGUUCCGAUGUCCCUCACCCACCCCUGAAGAUCCCAGGUGGGCGAGGGAAUGAUCAAAGGGAUCACAGUCUUUCCGCUAAGCUAUUCUAUUCUGAUGCACAGUUACUAGUUCUUGAGGAAGCCCCCCAGUUGAACAGCCGUGUACGGUUUUUGCUCUUCGAGCGUCGCUGCUCUGUGAGCAAGCGCUUAGUCUGGAGGGGGGCACUGAAGGGGGCAGAUCUUUACAUCGAAAUUCCCCCUGGUGUACUUCCAGAAGGAAGCAAAGACAGUUUUUCACUCUUGCUGGAGUUUGCAGAGGAGAAGCUACAGGUUGAUCACGUUUUCAUCUGCUUCCACAAGAAUCGAGAUGACAGAGCAUCGUUGCUGCGGACAUUCAGUUUCAUGGGCUUUGAGAUUGUGAGACCGGGUCAUCCCCUCGUCCCAACCCGCCCCGACGCUUUCUUCAUGGCUUACAGCAUCGAAAGAGACUCCGAUAGUGACGAUUAAGAUCAAUCACAUCCUUAAUUCUGUUAACUACACCAUCUCACUCAACAUGGUCACCAUUAAAAGAAACAUAGUGCGUAUGAAUGUGUCAGAUUGAGACUUUUGUUAAUUGCUACGUUGUACUUGUAAGGAUUGUGCUGUGUUUUCAGUCGUAUUUGCACUAGUUUAAACCAAAUUUUCAGUGACCAUUAGUCUAUAAACCAUUACCACUGGGUUUGACUCGAGUAAUUUGUUCCUAUGCUGAUUUUCCCGCCUCCCAUUCCCACGCAAUGAUUGUUUUAGGGUAUAAUAUUUAUGGUUAAGAUUCCCCAAGCAACAAUGUAUGUGUAAUUGUGGUUUUCAUUGCUGAUUUCUUUUAUCCUUGUUAAGCCGUUUCAUUUCUUGAUGUGUGCAUGUAUCUUGAAGGUUUUAGUUAUGACUUAGGUUGGAUCUGUCUGCAUGUUUGCUACAGUGUGCAGAAUAAAGUUCUCACCCUACACGG